CCCAUAUUAACAGAGGAUUAAACCCUUGCGCGAUUAACCAUUCUUCUUCAUCCUUCCUCUCUGGCCGCACGCAACAGGGCCACCACCACUCUCAGCAGCAGCCAACGCCGCAUCCAGCAGUACAUCACCGCAGAGGGCAUUGGCCCCGCCGCACGCAGCAGCGCCCUUCGCCAUCCCGGGUUUCUCUCCUGUUCUGCGCAGUGAUUCUCUUGACAUAAAUGAUGCUUUUUGGCAUUGAAGAGAAGCUUUGAUUGCUUGAGAACAUUCAGCAAUGAUAAAAACUUUAAACUUACCUUGCAAGGGAUCAAAAUUUUUUCUCGGUAAGGCUGAGGGACCCCGUCCAAUAAAGACCAAGGGAGUAAAGAUGGACCUGUCAUUAACACGGCCUGAUGAUUGGCAUCUCCAUCUUCGUGAUGGUGACCUUCUUGGAGCAGUUGUUUCUCAUAGUGCCCACCAUUUUGGAAGGGCAAUUAUAAUGCCAAACCUGAAACCUCCUGUCAUGACUACAGCUGCUGCUGUCGCUUAUCGAGAAUCCAUAUUGAAAGCACUGCCCGAAAACAGUGAUUUCACUCCUCUUAUGACCCUUUACUUGACAGAUCACAUGAGUCCUAAUGAGAUCAAGCUUGCCAGAAGGAGUGGGGUGGUGUUUGCUGUGAAAUUAUAUCCUGCUGGAGCUACUACGAAUUCUCAAGAUGGUGUUACAGAUCUUUUCGGGAAAUGCCUACCUGUUUUGGAGGAGAUGGUUGAGCAGAACAUGCCAUUACUGGUCCAUGGGGAAGUAACUGAUCCAGAGGUUGACAUAUUUGAUCGCGAAAAGCUAUUCAUCGAUACCAUUUUAAGACCACUGGUCCAGAAGCUUCCACGGCUGAAAGUUGUAAUGGAGCAUGUUACUACUCUGGAUGCUGUCAGGUUUGUUGAGUCAUGCAUUGAAGGGUCGGUUGCUGCGACUGUGACGCCACAGCAUCUUCUUCUCAAUAGAAAUUCUUUAUUUCAGGGUGGAUUACAGCCACAUAACUACUGCCUUCCUGUACUGAAAAGAGAGAUUCACAGACAGGCCAUUGUAUCAGCUGUGACAAGAGGAAGCAAACAAUUUUUUCUCGGAACUGAUAGUGCUCCCCAUGAGAGACGAUGGAAAGAAUGUCCUUGUGGAUGCGCUGGAAUAUACAGUUCUCCUGUUGCCUUGUCACUAUAUGCCAUGGUAUUUGAGCAGUUUUUGGUCUGUAUCUGAGAUGGGGAGGAGGUUGAGGUGCCGGUGUGUUGGAGGGCUUCUCUGCACAGAGACAGAUGCUGUUGGAGGUCGGAGAAGAAAAGGAGCCGAAGUAGGGAUGUGUCUUCAGAAACGGCGAGAUCCUCUUAGAUGCGGGCUACGUAAGGGUUAUAAGAGGAGAGUGGAGGAGAUGAAGGGGGAAUGGCGGGAGAAUCGGGAGUUGGAUUCCUGUUGGUUUCCAACAUUUUCAUCUUGACAGCAUUGUAUCUCACCUAUCCAAGCAUGUUUGAAAUGUAAUAUAUGUGCUGUGCGAUUGAUUUCGAUUGGAAUCCUCCAAUCCAAACAGGCCCUUAGUCCGGAACUUUGUUUCUUCGAGUCUUAGUCUUCUAGUUGGCCAAUAAUGUAUUGCCUCCAUUCCUGAAGUAUCCUUCUAGCUUGUAAUGCCUAUAGAAGCUAACUGCCAGAAGCUCACCUUUUGGGUCUCACUUCCAGUUCCAGAGGCCAGGCAUUCUGUAGGAUGAUGGUUAAGAUCUCCUAAUCAGUAGAAUUCCAUUCAAUGCUUAUUCACAAGAGGGUCCACAAUUUGGAUACUCUAGACCGCGUGCAUGUGUUCAAGGAUGAGUUGCCACAAUUUUGUGAGCUAGGCAAAGGCACGCUACAAUCUAGCUUCUUCUUUUGUUUUUACCCACUUGUAAGGGACAAGAUGCUUUAAGGGCGUGUUUGGUUUUCCAAUUUCCGGUGUAAUUCAAAGUAAAUGAGCCAUUAUUAUCUUUUCAGGGUGUUUGGUUAAGGGAGAAUUAUGACACAAAAAACGAGAGUCAAAUACACAUGUAAAGUAAAUAGGUAGAGGAAAUUGUAAUCAUUCCUUUUUUACAUACCAGGCCCUUUUUUUUUGCAGUAAUGCGCCUGUAAAACAAACAAUGGUAUAAUGUAAUUAUUGUAAUCAAAUGUAAGUGAUAUCACCACACAAUUACAGGAGUAAGUAAUCAUUACCCAUUUCCAGCCAAUUACUAUUGUAAUUGGAAAACCAAACAGACCUUAAUUAAAGAAGGAAAUCGGCUGAACAUGUGAGAUGUCAUUGCGAAAAGUAAGCGCAGUGGCAUGAAGCCCACCAAGAGCGAUAGUCCUCACACCAUCUAUAUUAGGGGUUUAAAAUGGGGAUGGAAAUGGAGUGGCUGAGGCCAAGCCUACCUCCGUCUCUGUCACCCCAUUCCCAGAACCUGCUGUUUACAAGCAAUGACCGGUGGAAAAGGGUGCAUGAAAUGCUGACUUCUUCCAAAUAGGCUAUCCCUCCAUGUGGAACUAGAGUAGGCUUGAAAGAACAAAGAAAGAAACUGAAAAAGAAAGGAACAAGAAUAGAAGGUUACGCUGAAGAUGACCAGCACUAUUCCAGUGAGAUGGAUCGAGCCAACAAUGCGAUCACUCUUAUUUUCAGUAAAUUAAGGCCCUAGAUGAUAAGAUCUUGAUUGCAGUCAAACCAGUUGACAGAGCCAGUUCGAUCUUCCUCCAAUCUUUGCAAUUUGAUAUUAACUCUGACUGCACUAUUCCAGAGGGAUGGAUUGAGCCAACAAUAUGAUCAGACAAUAAUAUCUUGAUUGCAGUCAAACCUGUUGACAGAGCCAGUUUGAUCUUCCUCCAAUCUUAGCAGUGUGAUAUUAACUAUGACUAGAGAACGUCAAAUUGCAGUCGGCUUAAAUUUGAAUCGAAAUAUAAGUAAAACCAGCAGAUGUAGCGUAUAAUUUUUAGGCCCUCUAGAGCUUUGGUCACAGGUACGAGUUUCCUUCAUUUCAUCACCUUUCCAAGCCUUUAGCUGUGAAGGUGGUCUCUCUGCAUCAUGUGGAUGGUUCUGAAGUACCUAUUUGCCAGCAGAGAGCUUAGCAGGUCAUCAUCUUGUUUGGAUUUAAACUGUUCAAGCUUAUUGUCAACUUCUUGUAUCCCUUUAGAAAGUCCAUUCUUUUCAUGAGAAGCAGUCCAUCUUCAUCCCUCACCUCAGAUUAAAACACACAAAAAUCAGGAAAACCUAAAAAUCAUUAUUUUUUCUCAUUUCUUCAACUUCUAAUCCUUUCCUAAAUUAAAUCGAAUCAAACCCUUUUGAUACUUUGGAGGAAAAACCAAUUUAUUUGGGUGAAAUUAAGAUUGGAUGGGUCAUGGAUUUCGACCUCUGAUUCGAGGAUUUAAGAAAAAUGGGAGAAAUUAGUGAAAAUCUGAAAAUUUCCUCAUUUCAACCAUUUAAUUAAAUUGCAAUUAGACAAUGGAAAAAUCAAACUGGACGCUGAUCCACAGAUUCAUGGAGGUUUGGGGAUUUUUUGAAAAGAAAUGGAUGUGUCGAGCGUCUUCAGUAGUUACAACACAGUUUUUUUACUACGAGGAGUUUGCUUCCGCAUUCGGGCAAGAAUAUCCAUGGUAUGGCUGUGGGCAGAGAUGUAUACAGGAGUUUCAUACAUACCCACCUCAUAUCUAGCUCCAGAUCCAUAUCAGCUGCAGACAGUGCCGAUUACACAGUACCAUGGAUGUGCGUAUUGAUCCAGUUAAGAGAGGAUGAGUACUAGCGUUAUGUCGGAGUAUCUUCACUAGUAUCAUUGUACGAUGACUUGGGCAUAGUAAUGUCAGUUUGUGGAGAAGUAUUAUGCCAACUCGGUCGAGAUGUAGAUGAUGACUUCAGGCCGCCUUGGAACUCUAUGUGGGUCCAAGGCAUAACCUCACAUAUCACAUGCAUAUUUUUACUUCUUCUAUGGCUUUUGAAUGUAUUGCUUGUGUUUUUAUACAUAUUUUCUUAUAUUUAUAAAUGUUAUGAAUUUAUUUUGAAAAUAGUCGCAUCACUUGUAUCAGUCAAUGCACAGUUUAUGACCCUAUACAAAAAAAACUUAUUAUAUGUACUUGUUUUUUGUAAUCCAUUGAUUUCUAAGUGUGUGUUGAUGUCUUUUUUAACAUCCCUUAGAAUUUCAUUAAAAAAUUCGACCACUUUCCCAAUGUUUGCCAAAAACAACGAAAUAUUAUACGAUACAUCCGAUAUUUCCCAUGUGAUUACUGACGUGUUUCUGUAUCCCAAGAGUGAUACAUCUGUUGAUACAAAUAUGGAAAACAAUGCUUAUAAGCACCAAACAACCAAUGAAUUUACCUUUGAUUGGACAAAAUAUCAUAAAGAAGUUUUGGACACCCUGUUUGUCGAUUGCUUCUUGUUUAUAUGAAUAUACACUGGAAAGCUGAAAUUCAGGCAGCUUGUGGCAUGCUAUGCAAUGUACCUGUGCAGACGUUACAACAGCAUGCCUGAAUGCAAAAAUCAGGAGGUUCUGAUGACAAAAAGCUGUGAUGCCAAGAUGCUCUUUGCUGCAUUAAUCUCAAUUCGUUAUUCCAAGCCAGGUUCCACGGGCUUUCUGCAUUCCACCCAAUGCAGAAUGGGGUUUGUUUUAUGCCUAUACCAUACAAAGCCCUUCCGUUGUUUGUUCCAUGCCGUUUUGAUAGGGAAUAAUGGAAACUUGUGCACCAGUUACAAGCAUGAUACAUAUCUUUCUUCCCUUUUUCAAUGAUGUUGUUUUGUUAUUCAGGUGAUCUUGUUUUUAA
This is a messenger RNA of Magnolia sinica, 4768 nucleotides long. RefSeq names its product dihydroorotase, mitochondrial. NCBI's taxonomy places the organism in Eukaryota, Viridiplantae, Streptophyta, Magnoliopsida, Magnoliales, Magnoliaceae. The record is from RefSeq and is a predicted model, not a curated record. The transcript has 9 exons. Gene Ontology annotation, molecular function: dihydroorotase activity. Gene Ontology annotation, biological process: pyrimidine nucleotide biosynthetic process; 'de novo' pyrimidine nucleobase biosynthetic process. The coding region runs from base 272 to 1228 and encodes 318 amino acids. Gene Ontology annotation, cellular component: cytoplasm; chloroplast.